CAUUUAGUUUCAUAUUUUUUGUGUCAAUUCCAGAAUCCUUUUCAUAUCGUAAUUUUAAAAUUCUUGCAAGAAUAUAUAUCAUAUAGCUUUGGAUAUCUUUGGCAAAAUUAAACUGCGAGAACAUAAGUACGCAAGUAUUUAUUUAUUUUUUGCGCGGAUGGCUCAAGAAAUAGUAAAGCUCGAUAGAGAGGAUGUUGUUAUUGCUGAAGAAAUUGGUCGUGUUGGAGUGAUUACGAUUAAUCGGCCUAAACAAUUAAAUGUCAUUUCAGACAAAGUGAUAUUAUUGCUGGGAGAGAAGCUCGAGAAAUUAGAGAAAGAUGAUAGUACAAAGCUUGUCAUCAUCAAGGGAGCAGGAAAAGCUUUUUCUGCUGGUGGGGAUUUGAAAAUGUUCUAUGAUGGUCGAAAAACAAGAGAUUCGUGCCUUGAAGCUACUUAUCGGAUGUAUUGGCUUUGCUAUCACAUUCAUACAUAUAAGAAACCCUUGGUUGCUCUUGUUCAUGGAAUGUCAAUGGGCGGAGGUGCAUCUUUGAUGACUCCAAUGAAAUUUUCAGUUGUCACUGAAAAAACUGUAUUUUCCACUCCAGAAACACUUAUAGGGUUCCAUCCAGAUUGUGGUUUCUCAUAUAUGCUUUCGCGACUUUCUGGUCGAUUAGGAGAAUACUUGGGAUUAACAGGAGCAAGGCUAAAGGGUAAAGAGGUUGUUGCUGCAGGACUUGCCACACAUAUUGUCCCUUCUCAGAAAUUGGUUGAGCUAGAGAAGUGUCUAUUAAGCUUAAACAGUGGUGAUGAGAAUGCUAUUGAAUCUGUUAUCAAGGAAUUUUCGACAGAUUUUGAGAUACAUGAAAAUAGCAUCUUGCAAUUGAAUAGGAUGUCCAUAAUCAACGAAUGUUUUUCCAAGGAUACUGUCGAGGAGAUAUUGAUGUCAUUUGAAGCUGAGGCACAUAAAUUAGGAAAUGAUUGGAUUCAACCAGUGCUUAAACACCUAAAGAUAUUAUCCCCAACGGGACUAAAAAUAACACUAAGAUCGAUUCGAGAAGGAAGGAAACAGACAUUAUCUGAGUGUUUGAAGAAAGAAUUCAGAAUCUCGAAUAAUAUAUUAAGGAGAACAAUAUCUAAUGAUUUCUACGAGGGCAUAAGCGCUAUUGUCAUUAACAAGAAUAACUCUCCCAAGUGGUGUCCUACAACUCUAGAGGAGGUGAAAGAUGAGCAAGUCAACUUGAUUUUCAAAAAUUUCGAACAACAUUUGGAACUCCAGAUUUCAGAAAAGAACGAGCACAGGUGGAAAGGGAAAUAUGAUAAUUCACCUUAUUAUUAUCAUAUUAAUCAAGCUAUGAAGAUUCAAAAAGUGUUGCCAUCAACAACUCCUGGAAUUGGUCUUAUACAGUCUGCCUUGUGAUAUAAUUAGCAAAAGUUGCAUCAUUGAAACAAUAUAAAUUAUCAGCUAAAAUUAACCAAGAGAUCCAUCAUUUUGAAACCGAUAUACGUAUUGUCCGCUAAGAGUUUUUUUUGUUUUAGUUCUAUUGGAAAUCAAUGUAACAAUUUUGAGAAGAAAUUAUUGUACUCUAUUUUCAUAUAUGUUGAGAAUAUAAUUAAAUAAUAAAAGUAUGUUCUCUGUAA
Solanum pennellii is the source of this 1617-nucleotide messenger RNA. Its product is annotated as 3-hydroxyisobutyryl-CoA hydrolase-like protein 5. Gene Ontology annotation, molecular function: 3-hydroxyisobutyryl-CoA hydrolase activity. The coding region runs from base 158 to 1396 and encodes 412 amino acids. Lineage: Eukaryota; Viridiplantae; Streptophyta; Magnoliopsida; Solanales; Solanaceae. Gene Ontology annotation, biological process: L-valine catabolic process. The transcript has 15 exons. The record is from RefSeq and is a predicted model, not a curated record.